Molecule: messenger RNA, 261 nt
Organism: Pyrenophora tritici-repentis Pt-1C-BFP
Lineage: Eukaryota; Fungi; Ascomycota; Dothideomycetes; Pleosporales; Pleosporaceae
Source: RefSeq, a predicted model, not a curated record
AUGGCACUGGUACUGGCACUGGCGACCACCAUAGUGACGCGAUCUAGCUGGUAUGGGUUUCCCGGACUGUCAUCGGGGAUCUGGCAGCGCAAUGCCGCCCCAUCCUGGCAAUGUUUCGACGUCCCUGGCUUCAAGCGCCAUGGUGGUUGGAUACCGCAUUUCCAAUAUCGAUGCGCUGGUCGGGUUGUGUUGGUCGUCUCUCUGCUCGACCAUGGUGUGAGGACAAUGGAUGUUCAUGUUGCUAGCUGGGCAAGAGGCUGA